AGACAACGAGGAGACAGAGAGGACCCCGCCACCAGCCACCACCACAGAGGCAAGAUUCCCGCCUCCUCCUCGGCUUCCCGGCCAAUGCGCAUCCACGGGGCAAGAGCGACACUUCCGGUUUCAAAGAGGAACCCGCCGUUUCUCCCUCCCUUUCCUUGCAGCGGAAGGAAGUGGGCGGAGAGGCCCACUAGAAGUUAGCCUCUUUCCCCCAACGAACCGGCUUUGUAUAGGAAAUUAUUAAAGAGCGGGAGAAAAUUUAAAACGGAAGUAGUCAUUAGUGCGACGGUGGUGUGGUUGACGCUUUAUUUUUGUGGGUUACUCCAGAAGUUCAAAGUGCAGCGCAACUGCCAACACGUUGAAUGUAUUUAUAGAUGAGUCACGUUGAGACGCCGGAUUAACUUCGGCCAUGGCUGUAUGGAUAUAGCUAUACCGUUCUAGGCUUUGGCACCUCUAUGAUAUUAACCCAUUAGGCCUUGAAUGAACUAGAGAGAGGCAAAAAAGUUUGAUUAAAAUAUCUGAAGUGCCUUCGGGAGCCAACGUUGACACAGGAAAGGCCGCCUUUGGCCAUGGCGCCAAAAAGGCAUCGGUGGUAAAUAGUCUAUAAUUUGUAUUGAGGGAGAAAGUUCAAAUUUAAAGCGGACGUUACUGCAGGGAUUGCCGUGGCGCAUCUCAUUCUCUCCAAGCCCUUAUUCGGUCUCUAAGGGAGCCUCCCCGCCAUCGGAGUGUUCUAGAAUAGCUCUGCUUUUUUUAAAAAGGCGACGCGAAACUCCAGGCUACAAGUGGCCCGGCCGACGCGCCUAUUUGCUAACACUGGGUCGUAGCGACACCAUCAGGUUCGGUGGGGAAACUGCAGCCUGAAGGAAGAGCGGAAAGAAUCGGCUAUUGCAGAGCCGGAAGCGUGUGUGGCAUGAAAACUACAACUCCCAGAAUGCUUAGAGGGAGCAAAGGAGAUCAGCUGAUGGGAGGAAGCUGCCCUGCUACUGCGUUUUCUCCAGUGGUUGACUUUCGCCUUUUCUGCGUUUUAUAAGGAGGGUUGCCAUGCUGCGCCCCAAGGCUUUGACCCAAGUGCUGAGCCAGGCCAACACGGGAGGAGUUCAGAGCACCUUACUCCUGAACAAUGAGGGCUCUCUCCUUGCAUAUUCCGGUUACGGAGACACAGAUGCCAGAGUCACGGCAGCCAUUGCGAGCAACAUCUGGGUGGCCUACGACAAGAACGGCCACCAGGCCUUCAACGAAGACAACUUGAAGUUCAUCCUCAUGGACUGCAUGGAGGGACGUGUCGCAAUCACCAGAGUUGCCAACUUACUGCUGUGCAUGUAUGCAAAGGAGACAGUGGGCUUCGGGAUGCUGAAAGCAAAGGCCCAAGCGUUGGUCCAGUACCUUGAAGACCCGCUCACUCAGGUAGCAGCAUCGUGAGCCACAGAGCCAAAGAAAUGAGGGAAAGGCUUUUGUGACUUUGCUCAGAAGGUGCUGUUUCCAAAACAGACUUUUACACAAGAGAAACCGGGUACUUGGAAAUUGGAGUUUUGGCUCGCAGGCUCUGCCUCCUACCAAUACUGUGGAUCACGUCAGCCCUCCUGUGUUAUGCGUCUUUCAAACAAAUUUAAAGCAAAGGUGGGAAAAGAAUAAAAGGCUGUGUUCAUCA
Molecule: messenger RNA, 1645 nt
Organism: Heteronotia binoei (common prickly gecko)
Lineage: Eukaryota; Metazoa; Chordata; Lepidosauria; Squamata; Gekkonidae
Gene: LAMTOR2
Product: late endosomal/lysosomal adaptor, MAPK and MTOR activator 2
Exons: 4
Coding region: 1039-1416 (125 amino acids)
Biological process (GO): positive regulation of TOR signaling; cellular response to amino acid stimulus
Cellular component (GO): Ragulator complex
Molecular function (GO): guanyl-nucleotide exchange factor activity; molecular adaptor activity
Source: RefSeq, a predicted model, not a curated record